AUGGCUUCCCGUCUUCUUGUCUCUGGCCUCCCCCGGUCCCUCCCUCCCCUUCCUCCGGGGCCUGCCCCCACCUGCGUUCCCUGCGUCGAGGGGCGGCAGCGCGCUGCCCCUCACUCCUCCGAGUUUCCUCCGACAGAGGCUCCGCUGCAGACGCUUCACAUGGACGUGUGGGGCCCAGCCCGCGUCCGUGGGCAGGGUCACGAGCGUUACUUCCUGCUGGUGGUUGACGACUACUCGCGUUACACCACAGUCUUCCCCUUGCGCAGCAAGGGUGACGUCACUGAGGUGUUGAUCGCCUGGAUCCGCGCAGCUCGUCUCCAGCUCCGGGAGAGUUUCGGCUCGGACUUUCCUGUUCUGCGUCUGCACUCCGACAGAGGCGGAGAGUUCUCCUCUGACCUUCUGCGGGCCUUCUGUCGUGCACGAGGCAUCCGCCAGACCUUCACGCUUCCGGACUCUCCACAGCAGAAUGGGAUUGCUGAGCGCCGCAUUGGCAUGAUCAUGGACGUCGCUCGUACGUCCAUGGUCCAUGCGGCUGCCCCCCAUUUUCUCUGGCCGUUUGCGGUUCGGUACGCGGCGCAUCAGAUCAACCUUCACCCCCGGGUCUCCAGGCCGGAGACCUCCCCUGCUUUACUGUGGACGGGGAAGGUUGGCGAUGUGUCUGCGUUCCGUGUCUGGGGAUCUCGGGCGUUUGUCCGCGACUUGUCUGCGGACAAGCUGUCCUCUCGUGCUGUUCCCUGCGUCUUCCUUGGCUUCCCUCCUGACGCGCCUGGCUGGCAGUUCUACCACCCCACCUCGCGCCGUGUUCUGUCCUCCCAGGACGUCACCUUUGACGAGUCGGUUCCCUACUACCGUCUCUUCCCCUACCGCACUGCGUCCCUCCCUCCCCCGCCGCUCUUCCUUACGCCAGGUCCCCCUCCGGUAGACCCCCUCCCCCCUCAGGGUCCUGCUCCCUCAGGUGUGUCCCAGGUAGAUGCAGUCGAGCCUGUCGAGGUAGCUGUUGACUCUGGUGCUGCUGGGGGUGCUGAGCCUGGGGGUGCUGAGCCUGGGGGUGCUGCGACUGGGGGUGCUGGGCUUGAGGUUGCUGCGCCUGGGGGUGUUGACCUUGGGGGUGCUGCGUCUGGGGGUGCUGAGCCUGGGGGUGCUGCGCCUGGGGGUGCUGAGCCUGGGGGUGCUGUGUCUCGGAGUGAGUCGUCUGGUGGUGCUGGGCCUGACGGUUCUUCGGGUGCUUCGUCCCGGCGGGAGCUACUCUCUCCACAGGAGCUGCGUGAGUGGUUUGCCCGGCGCUGGAGGCGUGCUGCUGGAGCUGGCGGUACUUCGGACGCUGGAGGUUCUGCCUCUGCUGAGGGUGCUGGUGCAGCGGAUCCCAGAGGUGCUCGUACAAGGUGUACUGGAGCUGCUGGGCCUACAGGUGCACCUGGUGCUGGAGCUGGUGGUGCUGCGGACGCUGGAGGUUCUGCUGCUGCUGAGGGUGCUGGUGCAGAGGGUCCCAGAGGUGCUCGUACAGGGUGUACUGGAGCUGCUGGGCCUACGGGUGCUCCUCCUGCUGGAGCUGGUGGUGCUACUGGUGCUACUGGCGUUGGUGCUGCUGGUGCUCCUGGAGCUGGAGCUGCUGCGUCUUCGGGUGGUCCGACUGGAGCUGGAGCUACUGGGGGUGCUGGCGCUGGAGGUGCUACUGGCGCUGGUCCGGCUGAGGGUGCUGGAGUUGGAGCUGCUGGAGCUGAGGGUCCUCCUGGUGCUGGUGCUCCCGUUGGGGGUGCUGUUCCUGCUGGCACUGGUGGCGCUGCGCGGCCCCGGCCGUACUUCGUUCCGCUCCUUGAGCAGGUUCUUGGUCUUCCGUCCUCUCUUGGUCCUGCUCCUCCCUUAGCGUGUCCGCCUCCUGUCCAGUCUGUGUCGCAGUUACAGCCGGCCUCCCCGCUUCCUUCUCCUUCUCCCUACACUGGUCCUACUGGAGGUCUUGCUGAGCGUCGUGAGCCUGCGUCUCGCCCUGCGUCGCCUGUCCGUGCUGCUCGCACUAGUGGUCGUGGUUCGCGUCAGCGUCCUCCCCCUGUCCCCGGCACGCACCGGAUGUCUCUGCGUCCUUCCACUGCUCCUCUGCGUGCCCCUUUGCCUUCUCCUCCCGCGUCCUCUCUUCCUGACCUUCCUGACCCUGAGUCGGACUCCCUUCGUGCUGCGCGUCCUACUGUCACGCGUCUCCUUGCUACUGUCGUCACUGACCCUUCCUUUGAGUCUACUGCUGCGUCUGCUCUGGUUGCUGAGCUUGUCGACUUCGCUGCUCGCUGUCGCCUAGACUACGCUGCCAGUCUCGUCGCUGAGUCUGAGUCUGUCUGUCCUCCGUCCGUCGGGGGUGAGUGUGCUCUUGGCACGGACGUCCUUGAGGACAGGCAAGAGGAGUUCCAGUGCUUGGCUGCUGCUUCACCUCAUCUCGUGUCCGUGCUGCUUGCCCCUGAGGGAGACCCGGAUGCACUUGACAUCCCGACUCCGCGCUCUUACGCGGAGGCGAUAGAGGGUCCCUACUCCUCUCAGUGGCAGGCAGCCAUGGACGCAGAGAUGGCUUCCUGGAAGUCCACAGGCACCUACGUUGACGAGGUUCCCCCGCCUGGGGCGAACAUCGUCAGUGGCAUGUGGAUUUUCAGGGUGAAGCGGCCGCCGGGUUCUCCGCCUGUCUUCAAGGCGCGUUACGUGGCUCGUGGCUUCAGUCAGCGGCAGGGAGUUGACUACUUUCAGACCUUCUCACCCACCCCGAAGAUGACCACUCUUUGGGUACUGCUGCACAUAGCCGCUCACCGAGACUACGAGCUGCACUCUCUUGACUUCAGCACUGCUUUCUUGCAGGGCAGCCUGCACGAGGAGAUAUGGCUAUGCCGUCCACCUGGCUUCACUGGGACUUUUCCUCCUGGCACCCAGUGGAGCCUCCGGCGGCCAGUCUACGGUCUCCGCCAGGCACCUCGUGAGUGGCACGACACACUGAGGACUACACUUGCGGCUCUUGGGUUUGCUCCUUCUACUGCCGACCCGUCGCUGUUUCUGCGCACCGACUCUUCUUUGCCGCCGUUCUACAUCCUCGUGUACGUCGACGACUUGGUCUUUGCUACACCCGACACUGCUGGACUUGCCUACGUGAAGUCCGAGCUGCAGAAGAGACACACGUGCACAGACCUGGGUGAGCUGCGCAGCUAUCUUGGCUUGCAGAUCACCCGGGACAGAGCACAGCGCACCAUUACCCUGACUCAGUCACACAUGGUGCAGCAGGUCCUUCAGCGCUUCGGCUUCACGUACUCCUCGCCUCAGGCCACUCCUCUAGCUACACGCCACUCGCUCUCAGCUCUGCCUUCGGAUGAGUCCGUAGAGUCGAGUGGCCUGUACCCAGAGCUUGUUGGCUGCCUCAUGUACCUGAUGACCUGCACUCGACCUGACCUUGCAUACCCUCUUAGCAUUCUUGCACGCUAUGUUGCUCCUGGGAGACACAGACCAGAGCACAUGGCUGCAGCGAAGAGGGUGUUGCGUUACUUGUGCAGUACGUCGGGCAUGGGGCUUGUGCUUGGAGGGCAGAGUUCAGUGGUCCUCACUGGUCACGCAGACGCUUCUUGGGCUGACGACCAGGCUACGCAGCGGUCGUCACAGGGUUACACCUUCAGCCUUGGGGCCAUGGCUGCACAGGAGCUACGCUGGCUCACCUACCUGCUGACUGACCUGGGAGAGCCGCCUCGUUCUCCUCCAGUGCUGUACGUAGACAACAAGGCCAUGCUGGCCUUGUGUCGGGAGCACAGACUGGAGCACAGAACGAAGCACAUCGCUCUUCGCUACUUCCUUGCUCGUGAGCUGCAGCAGCGUGGUCAGUUGCGCCUUGCUUACGUGGCCUCUGAGGCCAACACUGCUGAUAUCUUCACUAAGGCACUCGCGCCUUGUGAUCAUCAGCGCUUCUGUACUCUGUUAGGUCUUGUGCCUACCUUGCCUCACUUGCUUACUUCUUGA
Molecule: messenger RNA, 3972 nt
Organism: Closterium sp. Yama58-4
Lineage: Eukaryota; Viridiplantae; Streptophyta; Zygnematophyceae; Desmidiales; Closteriaceae
Source: the annotation of a GenBank genome assembly